AUGAUUAAGGCCGCUGUUUUUUUAUUGGCAUUAAUCUCAAAUGUGUUGGCCGUUGAGGCCGUGACUUGUAAUGCUACUCAGUCAUGUCCUGAAGAACUACCAUGUUGCUCUCAGUUUGGGGAAUGUGGUACGGGUUCUACAUGUCUAGGUGGCUGCAAUCCAAUGUUCUCUUUUAAUUCUGCGGCAUGUAUGCCAAUGCCUAUUUGUCAAGAUAGUUCCACGACUUUCAAGAACUACUCUUCCCGAGUUGCUUCCCAUGACACUUACCUAGGAAACACGAGCGAAGCUGAUUGGGUAUACACCGGUUACUUAUACGAUUACGAUGAUGAAGACAGUAUGCUGUUGGCGAUGCCAAAGUACUCUGCUGGUACCGUUUUGUCCUCGACCAGAUUCAUGUGGUAUGGUAAAGUUAGUGCAAGAUUGAAGAGCUCUCAUUUGGGAGGUGUUGUCUCAUCCUUCAUUCUGUUCUCGAACGUGCAAGACGAAAUCGAUUUUGAGUAUGUGGGAGCUGACCUGCAAACCGUGCAGACGAACUUCUACUUCGAAGGUAUCCUGAACUACAACAACAGUAAGAACAUCAGUACUAGUGAUACGUUUGAAAACUACCACGACUAUGAGCUUGAUUGGCAUGAGGACUACAUCACCUGGUCAGUAGACGGUGUUGUUGGCAGAACACUGUACAAGAACCAAACUUACAACGACACUACCAAGCGUUACGAGUUCCCACAAACCCCAUCUAAGGUCCAGUUGUCCCUGUGGCCCGGUGGCAACGCCACGAAUCCACCAGGUACAAUUGCGUGGGCUGGUGGUGAGAUCAACUGGAACGCGGACGACCUGAAAGAUCCAGGAUACUACUAUGCAUCUCUGCAACAAGUGAACAUCACGUGCUAUGAUCCUCCUAGUUACGCCUCCAAGAACGGUACCAAGUCCUACCAAUUCACCAAGGACGAUAGUUUCCUCAGCGAAGACGUUGCCAUUACAGACAAAGAUAGUUUCUUGUACUCGGACGAAGGUUCUGGGUUAGACCCACAAAAGGGCAAAAGCUCUUCUUCUUCGUCUGCAGCUUCAUCUUCCACCUCCUCUAGCUCUUCCAGCUCAUCCAGCUCAUCCAGCUCUUCGGCUGGUUCGUCUUCGUCGAAGUCGACUUCCACAUCCAAGGGCACCGACAAAUCUAGUGCUUCCACUGGCUCGGCCGCUGCCCAAACAACCACAGCCUCGGCAUCGAAGACCACCUCGCUGAGCUCCGAGCAGAGCACUGCUUUUGUUCAGAACAUGAAAUCAAGCAGCAGCAGCGGUGCUGGCUCUAAGCAGCAACAGACCUCCACCGGGACCAACGGAGCUAACGCCAUCUCCGUCGGAAUUCCUUUGGUCGGUAUCCUCUUCGGCUACCUAUUGUAA
Messenger RNA from Torulaspora globosa, 1398 nucleotides. It is a transcript of the gene UTR2, whose product is annotated as chitin transglycosylase UTR2. The transcript has a single exon. The coding region runs from base 1 to 1398 and encodes 465 amino acids. Gene Ontology annotation, biological process: fungal-type cell wall organization; carbohydrate metabolic process. The record is from RefSeq and is a predicted model, not a curated record. Gene Ontology annotation, molecular function: hydrolase activity, hydrolyzing O-glycosyl compounds; glycosyltransferase activity. NCBI's taxonomy places the organism in Eukaryota, Fungi, Ascomycota, Saccharomycetes, Saccharomycetales, Saccharomycetaceae. Gene Ontology annotation, cellular component: fungal-type cell wall.